GGCAGCUGGCCAAACGUAUAUAAGUGCCAGAGCCAUUCCGCAAUCCUAAUCCAGUCUCUUCAGCGAGAUCCCAUUCACUCACUCCAACCCCACUACAUCCAUCCAUCACACAUCCGUUCCGACACAAUCAUGAGUCUCACACAGCAGAUUUCGCUCCCCAAUGGAGUGAAGUACGAACAGCCAUUGGGAUUGUUCAUCAACGGCGAGUUCGUCAAGGGUGUCGAGGGCAAGACCUUCGAGGUCCACAACCCAUCUGACGAGAAGGUCAUCUGCUCGGUCCACGAGGCCACCGAGAAGGACGUCGACAUUGCCGUCAAGGCUGCCAGAGCUGCCUUCACCGGAGGCGAAUGGCCCAAGUUGAAGCCGUCCCAGCGUGGCCAGCUUCUCUGCAAGCUCGCCGAUCUCUUCGAGGAGAACGUCACCAAGCUCUCGUCGGUCGAGUCCCUCGACAACGGAAAGGCCCUGGCCCUGUCCAGGACCGAUGUCACAAUGGCUGCUGGAUGUUUGAGAUACUACGGUGGUUGGGCGGACAAGAUCCACGGAAAGGUCGUGGAUACUCAGCCCGGAACCUUCAACUACACCAAGCACGAGCCCAUCGGCGUCUGCGGACAGAUCAUCCCAUGGAACUUCCCCUUGCUCAUGUGGGCCUGGAAGAUCGGUCCCGCCAUCGCCACUGGUAACGUUGUCGUCCUGAAGACUGCCGAGCAGACUCCUCUCAGCGCCCUGGUUGCCGCUGAGCUCAUCAACGAGGCUGGUUUCCCUCCCGGUGUCAUCAACAUCAUCUCCGGUAUCGGACGGGUUGCCGGUGCUGCCCUCUCGAACCACAUGGAUGUCGACAAGAUUGCCUUCACUGGUUCCACUCUCGUCGGACGGACGAUCCUCAGGGCCGCUGCCGACAGCAACCUGAAGAAGGUCACCCUCGAGCUCGGAGGAAAGUCCCCCAACAUCGUCUUCGCCGAUGCCGACAUCGAGAAGGCCAUCGAGUGGGCCAACAUUGGUAUCUUCUUCAACCACGGCCAGUGCUGCUGUGCCGGUUCCCGCAUCUACGUCCAGGAGUCCAUCUACGACACCUUCGUCGAGAAGUUCAAGGAGAGAAUCCGCAAGAACGUCGUUGGUGACCCAUUCCACGGCGACACCUUCCAGGGACCCCAGGUUUCCAAGCUCCAAUUCGACCGCAUCAUGGGCUACAUCGAGCACGGAAAGGAGGAGGGAGCCGUCGUCGAGAUCGGAGGAAAGCGUUUCGGGGACGUCGGUUACUUCAUCGAGCCCACCAUCUUCUCGAACGUCACUCCCGACAUGAAGAUCAUGAACGAGGAGAUCUUCGGACCCGUCGCUUCCAUCGCAAAAUUCAAGGACAUCGAUGAGAUCGUCGAGGUCGGUAACGCUACCAACUACGGUCUUGCCGCCGCCGUCCACACCAAGGACCUCAACACCGCCAUCGAGGUCACCAACCGCCUGAAGGCCGGAACCUGCUGGGUCAACUGCUACAACAUGCUCAACACCGCCCUGCCAUUCGGAGGCUUCAAGGAGUCUGGUGUCGGACGUGAGCUCGGAAAGGCCGCUCUUGCCAACUACACCCAGGUCAAGACCGUCCAGAUCAACCUCGGUGGUCUCGGUUAGACGCAUCGCAUCCACUGCUUGAGUUCUGUUUUUCUAAGCAUUUUUCAUGAGUCCGACGACUGUAACGUAGGCUGCGGCUGGUUUUUGUGUUUCGUUUGGUUUUUUGGGGGACAGGAGCGCGUAUAUCUUUUCUACUUUCUGUAAGAUCAACUUGAAAUUUUUGUCGAUCAAU
This is a messenger RNA of Tricharina praecox, 1792 nucleotides long. Its product is annotated as aldehyde dehydrogenase domain-containing protein. NCBI's taxonomy places the organism in Eukaryota, Fungi, Ascomycota, Pezizomycetes, Pezizales, Pyronemataceae. The transcript is spliced from 5 exons. Gene Ontology annotation, molecular function: aldehyde dehydrogenase (NAD+) activity. The record is from RefSeq and is a predicted model, not a curated record. The coding region runs from base 130 to 1620 and encodes 496 amino acids.